AUGAUGGAGCCUGAAGCCAGAAGAGGAGAAAAGCCCACCUAUAGGAAGCCAUAUCCGGCUUAUAUCGAUCAAAUAUCUCUAUCCCCGGGUUUUAAGGUGUCAAACUUCACCUUAUUCAACGGAGAGGAUCCCCAUGCUUCAUCAGUUGAGCACAUAGGCAGGUUCUCUGUCCAAUGCAUAGCCAUAGAGAACAAUCAUCUUUUGAAGUUGAGGCUUUUCGGGAAUUCUCUCUUUGGACAAGCUUUUACUUGGUACACCAACCUGCCAGCUAAUUCUGUUCAAACCUGGGAGCAAAUGGAAAGUGUUUUUCACGACUAUUAUUACAGGAUUCAGCCAGAAGUCACCAUCAGUGACCUUGCUGCCCUUAAGCAGAGUGAAGAUGAACCUGCUCAAGACUUUAUAACCAGGUUCAGGAAGCCCAAAAUGAAGUGCCAGAUCCCUAUGGAAGAAAGACACUUCUUCCAAAUGGCUCAGGCUGCCCUCAAGAUCUCUCUGAGAAAAAGAUUUGAUGGGAUGCUGUUUGGAGACCUGGCAGAACUGGUAGAUAAAGCAUCCAAGUAUGAGGAACUGCUUAGGGAAGAACAACAGAAGAGGAACUCAUCCAAAGGCACGUAUUACAAGUCACCUUCCUCUUCAAUACAUCUGGUUCAGGUAGAAUCAGAAGAGAAAGCAGAAUGCUCAGAGGAGGGAGAAGUUGCAGUAGCAGAAAUGGCAAAAUUGAAACAUCCCAUCAGCUGCAAGGCCCUUACUAAGCCACCGAAGGAUCAGAAGCUGCCACCUUUCACAGGAGGUUUUGUUCCGAGCAAACCAACACAGAACAGGGUUUAUUCUUUUGAUCUAACCAAGGUGGAUGCUUUAUUUGAUGAAAUGUUGCUGCAAAAGGCAAUAAAGACACCCCACAGGAUCCCCAAACCAGAAGAGCUCAAGGGCAGGCAGUAUUGCAGGUGGCGCAACUCUUAG
Molecule: messenger RNA, 960 nt
Organism: Prunus armeniaca (apricot)
Lineage: Eukaryota; Viridiplantae; Streptophyta; Magnoliopsida; Rosales; Rosaceae
Source: the annotation of a GenBank genome assembly